AUGACCAUCGAAGAUUUCGAGAAUGCGGCAUCCAUUGUGCCCUUCAACAUCGCAGAGACAUGGAUGGCGAAUGCCUCACGUCAGCAAGGCAUCAGCAUUCAGAUCAACUACAUGCAGAAGGCCAUCAUCUUUGGGGCGCCGACCAAAGUUGACAUGCCGGGGCCUUCACAACCAGAAGAGCAUGCGUCAGCCGCUUAUCGAAAUUGGCAACGGGCUCAGCUGACUUGCGACAUGAAUGGCGCGAUUGUGGAACCGCUUCAAGCUGCAGCAGGACCCGCUGGCGUUGGGGGGCUGAUACUCAACGUGCAGCGGCUUUUCAUGGGCGAAAUCGUGUAUCCAGAAGAGCUGCAGAGAAAGGACAAGCUUGAGAAGCAGCCGGGGCCUCGACUACGUGGAGUCUUUGAGCUCAUGAGGCAGCUUCUCACAAACAUCAAGGAGAGGAUGGAGCAGGAGACGAGGUCCAUCCGGCAGCGAAAGGAGGAGAUCGAAAGGCGCAAGGAAGAGAGCGAGCGUCGCAAGCAGAUCCAGGAGAGGGAGGCUAUGGAGCGUCAGCGCAAGGAGGAGGCACUGGAAGCCGAGAAGGAGCGAAAGAGGCAAGAGGAGGAGAGAAAGCGCCGCGAGGCUGAGAAGCAGGAGCAGCGCAAGAGGGAGUUGGAGCUGCAGAAGAACCUGGAGGUGCUGGAGCAGAUGAAAAAGCAAGCCGAACAGAAGGCCACCAACCUCAAG
Molecule: messenger RNA, 726 nt
Organism: Symbiodinium necroappetens
Lineage: Eukaryota; Dinophyceae; Suessiales; Symbiodiniaceae
Source: the annotation of a GenBank genome assembly